AUGAGGAAAGUGAGCUGCCUAUAUUCUAUAGCUUACCCCAAAAUCUCUAAAGCUCUCAAGAGACGUACAUACAUCUCAACUCCCAAAAUCCCCCCUGCAAUCGAUUUGCACACAAUCCGUCUUAAUUUUAUAGCACCACAAUAUCUCAAAAACAUCGCCACUGAAAGCACCACCAUGUUCAAUCUUGAUGAUCUCCCUGACUGUUUAUUGGUCGAAAUCCUUUGUCGAAUUCCUCAAAAAUCGGCAGUUCAAUGCAUGUGCGUGUCCAAACGUUGGUACGGUCUUGUUUCUAAUCCUUAUUUUGUUGGCCGCUUUGUACGUCUCCAAAGUGAUAACCAGGUGCCCAUGAAUACUUAUUUCCUGUUCACGAAUCCAACGAACAAAAGGAAAUUGUUUUAUUCCGUUUGGGGGAAGGAGCCUAAAAGAACCAGCAACUCGUCUGUUUUGAGUUUCCUGCCUCCUUUUCAAGAGCCUCCUGCUGUCAGUGUCAACACACGAGGUGGUGAACCCAUCGUGGUAGGGGAAUACAAUGACUUGCUUUUAUGCUGCGCAACCACGUGGUUUCAACGUGAUUACUACAUUUGCAAUCCAUACACCGAGCAAUGGGAUGCUCUUCCUCCCCCUCCUCAAUGCCACAAAAGUAUAAGAGUUGGAUUCAUUUGCGAUCCCUACUAUAAUACUACUAGUACUACCAGUACAAUAUUCCAGCUUAAUGCCGAGUAUAGGUACAGUGUUGUGCGAUUAAUUCCUGAAUUUCCAGGGAGAGAGAGUUCAUCAUCCUCCCAAUUCAAAGCGCAGAUUUUCUCUUCUGAGACCGGUAAGUGGACAGAGUCGGUUGUAUUAAGUCCACAAAGCUUUCGUUUCGAUAACUUGGCUUGCAAUGCCGGGGUUGCGUGCAAUGGAAUGUUGUACUGGUGGAGCGCUGCUCAUGCUGAUGAUGGUGCCUUUAUUAUUGGUUUGGAUCCCUACUCCAAUAAUAGUAGUAGCACUGGUGAUCAUAAGUAUUAUUUACGUUUCAUCGAUAAGCCUGAAAAUGAGGAUGGAUACAUAGACUUGAUGAUCAAGUUGUGGACAGCGCUGCUGCAGGCAAUGGUGUUUGGUAGGCGAAACUUCCAUGUACCCAUUAUUUUGGAAACAGUGACACUUGAGGGGCGCUGGGUUGACAAGUUUAUGGGUCUUGCUUUCGACCCAAUUGACAAGGAUAAGAUUUAUCUAGAAUGGGAUCAACACAUUUUUGUACUUGACAUUCGUUUAGGAUUGUUAGGGAAGGGGUGGGAAAUUCCGGCUAGUUUUAGUUCGAUUCUUGUUGGGAGAGUUGCCUUCCCAGUUGUCCUCCAAUGGUGGCCGACACCAGUUACUAGACACAAAUGGACGUCCCCGAGUUCAAAUCGUGUAGCAGAAGGGCAUGGUGGCCCGGGAACCAGAAGCUCAACAAGGAAGAGACCUGAUUCUCAAAGGCGAAUAAUCACAGCAGCAGAUUCCUUAUUGCAGAGAAAAAAAUGCAAAUUAGCUAUGCGCAAGCAGUUUCGUCCGCUCAUUCAAUUCAAGAAGUACGUAGGAGACAAAGUUAUGUAA
This is a messenger RNA of Prunus armeniaca (apricot), 1575 nucleotides long. The record is from the annotation of a GenBank genome assembly. Lineage: Eukaryota; Viridiplantae; Streptophyta; Magnoliopsida; Rosales; Rosaceae.